AGGUUUUCUUUUUUCUGCGACAUGUUCUCGGUCGGUCGCAAGCAAUUCUUGGCUUGUUUUGUGUUCAGUCUUUUCGUGUUUCUUUCAUGUUGCUGCACGCACAGCAGCGUAGUGUGCCGCUAUGCAUUUUUCACGGCAACACUAUGUGAAGUCAUCUCUGGUUUUAUGCUGCAACGCAGGGAGCAAGCCGCUGACGGAUGCGCUGCUGCGGUGCUGGCGAGAGAUGCGUGCAGCCGCACCAGCUUCCGCAACAGCGUCGACUGCGUCACUGUUAGAUGAGACCCUCACGCACCUUCAAGUCACCGCACCGGUGACGACCACGGAGCUCACCUCCUCGUCGUCCGCAGUCCCAACGUUGUUUUCCUCCCCGGAAGAUGCGCAGAUAGUCUGGAAUGUGGUACAGCGACAGCGAGUUUCCUGGCGGGCGGCGCUGCAACUGCUGCCGUGGCAAUUGCAAGAGAUGUCAGCGGCACAACGUUCCUUUGUCAGCCGGCGCGUCGCGUCCUCGCCGUGGCAUGUUGCCCACAUCGUAUUGGCUGCAGGAGAUGUGGUGGAUGACGCGCGUCUUGUGCAGACCUACGGUGCUCUGAAGCGAGCCACGUACAUGGUGGAGUUUGCGCGGCUUAUCUCGGCUGCCCUGCGGGAGCGACCUUCGCUGCCAGAAGGUCUCUUGCCCGUCCCCUACGGCGUGAUGCUGCAUGGGUAUGAGUUAGGUCGCCGGUCCCCGCAAGACGCCGCCAUGGCAUUGAAGCUGUCGCAACAUCUUACCCUGCUCGGUCGGUCGGCGCUGUCGCGCUCGGCCGAGGAGCGUCUGGUGCUGGGACACGCAUGCUUGGAAGGCCAGGCGGGCAACUGGGCGGCGGCGCUGGAGGUGGUGGCGCGUAGUCGGGCGGUGCGGUUGUCGAUCCGCAAAGGGUUCGAGCGCUUUGUGCAGGCGACGCCGCGGGAAGUCCCGACACCGUCACCUGAAUCAGGAUUAAGCAGUAUCAGUAGCAGUCGUGAUAAUGCCUCUUCUUUUCCUUCCUCUGCUUUCGGGUCUUCAGCGGAAGAGGCAGGUACACAACGUGACUCCACGUGGUUGUCGGCCUGCCAGGCCUUUCUCGCGCAGCCGCCGGAUCGUCAAACGUACGCGGAGGCGCACUCGUUGCUGGCCACGCUUCCCAAAGAACGGACCGAGCGCCCCGACUUUGUGGUUCUCGCUGUCGAGGUGUUGCGCCACGCCGCACGUCGCAUGUACGCCGGCUCCCUAACGCGACGUCUUGUGAGCAGCACAAAAAAAGCUGAGUGGGGCUUCGCCUUGUCGCUCGCGUCUGCUGCGCGGUACUACGACAUGGCCGUGCCGCUGCUUCCUUUCCUGCCGCAAGGCACGGAGCUACCGCUAGACCUGAAGGACUUCCUUUCGACAACGCAGCGGAUCGAAGGGAAUGUGGAUGACUCAGACUCUGCUGGAUCUUCUCUGCCCCCUCUCACGCGUGCGGCGGCAGAGAAGCUGUCUUACCCGCAGGCCCUGGCCUACGCGUUGAAAGGGGAUGCCGUCACUCGUCAGACGUUGCUGUCCUGCUGUCCUCAGUCUCAGUCGUUGUCUCCAUUGCGCUCACUGCUUCUUGCAGCGCGUCGUGCCGCCGACGACGCAGCAGCGACGAAUGCUGCCGCGAGCGGGGUUGUCAGUUCCGAUGAGGCUGAGGAGGAAAGCAUGUCUGACGUUGACUGCUGCACGUUUCAGUCGUCCUCGCUCUCGCAGUUGGUGUGCGCCGCAGCAAGUGAGAAGCGGCAGCGUUACUUUUACAAGGUGAUUCCAGCCUCCGCGAGGGCACAUCAUUUUGGGCGUUCUUCUCUUUCGAAUGCGCCUGUUGGGAGCAGCACAGAAGUUGCUGACAGGGAUGGCGAGGACUGGUUACUCGCUGCGCAUCCGCACACGAGCGACUCCGGGGUGGCCUCCGUGUGUCAUGAGCGGCUGCAGCGAUGGCGAGAGCGGGUCGCUACCACGCCCGCCGACUGCGCGGCGCUGCUGGCGGAUCUCUCUGCCUUUCUGCGUGCGACGCACACCAUCGAGGGCGCGCCCAUCCUCGGCGGCGAACAUGCGAAGCCGCGCUUGACGGAGGACGUGUUUUGGCGAUGGGUGGCUGCAUUUGCGGCCUGGGGCACGGUGCAGCUAACUGCCACGGAGCGCUUCUACUGGCCGCUGGCGGUGCUGAGGUCUGCGUGUCUGCUGCGUGUCACGCUGGACGCCUCCCUCGUCAGCGCCGCCGUCCGCAGUAUUCCGUCGAUGUUCGUCGAUGACGCGGCGCUGGCGCUGCCGUGCGUUUUGGCCUCGCACACUCUCCUGGGAAAUUGGAAAGCAGGGUUGCAGGUGUGCGCGCGACUGGAACGGAAGGAAAAGGCAGGCGCCGUGCGACUCGAGGCGCCAGCGGGGCCUCGGAGGCCGCACACGGUUAAGUACAAACCGCCACCUCCAAGUUUGCGCGAAGCCAUGGCACAAGUCGGCUACGCUGCACCAGCGAAGGACGCAUUGCGGCACUGGACGGAGCUGGACGCGUCGCUGGCUGCCUCAUCUGCUGCGAACUCGUUCUCUUUCCCAUUGAUGCUGAUCGAGCUGAAGCAGUUCCACGACACGCGCCAGCUUUGCGAGAAACUGCACGCAACCGUCGCGGUUGCCGCGCGCCCUACUCGAAUGAACGCAAAGCUCGAGCAUCUAUCACGGCGACGGAUGCUCCUUGGGGCUGCCUUCUCGCUUCUAGACGAUGAGGCAGCACUGGAGAACGUUGUGCGCGCUGGUGGGGACAGACAAGUGCGUGCGGACGAUCUCGACGUGCAUGGACUCCAGCGUCUUCUCGGUGUGUUGCCUGCCGCGACGGUGAGCCGCGUUCUCACGGCCGAGGCGGCCACUGGGCGCUGUGCGCAGGAGCAUUGGUUGCUGUCGUGCAUGAGCCACCCAAGCAUCUCCGCUGGUGAAGCGCGCCCAUUGGCACGACUGCGCCCUGCGUCUUCCAUGCUUUCUGCUGUCUCUUGCUUCCGAGCGGCGGUGGAGAAGAGGCAGCCAGUCCUGUCGAUUAAAGCGUUGAGGCGUAUCGCGGAAGGGGCAGUGGACAGUCCCGUGCCUCACGCCUUGCUAAGGUGCAUCGCCCGGCUGCUGCGUGUGUUUCUUUCGAACGAUGAUCUUCUGCAGGCGUGUGUGCGGAGCGGUGCUCAGCAUCCGCGUGCUGAGAGAAGUAGCGAAACGUAUGCAGACGAUGUGGCAAAAGAUGCCUUGCGGCAGGCACAGAUGCUAUUCAACAGACUCCAAGAGGUGGAGCAGCUCAGCGGGGCUCUCAAGCAUGCCCGCCGCGUUGUUCGCCACGCCAUCGAGGUGCACCCUGUCGAGAGAGCAUCGGGAACCUCUUUUCCUGCUGCCUCCACCACGACCCCCUGCGCCACGUGGGUUCUCUUGUCGUCGCUGCACGUAGCCAUGAGUCGUGUGCUGCAUCUGCCGAUCCCCGCCUCCUUCACCUCGCACCUUUUCCUUCUCGCCGCUGCAGCGGGGGAUGCGGCGGACUGGCGGGCGGCGCUCUUGCUCUUCAACGUGCUGCAGCGCCCAACGGACGCGGAGCGGGCGGCGCUGGUGCGGGUGCUUCGUCAAUGCGGUGCCACGGCGACAUCGCUUCUCCUCCCGCAUCGGCGCUUUAUGCGACAUCUGCCGGAGCAGCUGAUGGUGUGGGCCGACGAGGCGAGCGGGCCGUCAAAGUGGGAGCGCUCAAUUACGUUACUGAUGCGCGUACAGGGAAAUGAGAUGGAUGCGCAGGUAGGCGACGGUGCUUCUCCGUCCGCGACAACGCGAGAAGAGCGGGAGCAGGCCACUCCAGCCGAUGCUUUUCUUUCCCCUGACGUUCUAGCGGCAAUUACGAAGUGGAAUGCAGACGAGUGCUUUCGUGCCGCGCAACUGCUGCGUCGGCAGGGCUUUUUGAGGCUACCCGCAAAGCGAGAGCGGUCUCUGGAAGGCGCGCAGGUCACGGAGACCGAUCCGCAUGCGCGUCGCCAGGUAGAAGCGAUCCUGAAACUGCUGAGGAAAGGAACUGCAAAGGACGCAGCUGCACCAACGCCAUCUUCUCCGAAAGUACCUUCACCUCCAUCAGACGUCGUGCGUCGCAAAUAA
Leptomonas pyrrhocoris is the source of this 4129-nucleotide messenger RNA. RefSeq lists its product as hypothetical. The record is from RefSeq and is a predicted model, not a curated record. Lineage: Eukaryota; Euglenozoa; Kinetoplastea; Trypanosomatida; Trypanosomatidae. The transcript has a single exon. Bases 122 to 4129 code for a protein of 1335 amino acids.